AACCUAAUUAAAUACACCUGUAGGAGUUCCUGAACCUAGUGAAGACUCGCAGACAGACAGUGACUGAUGCAGUGUCUUAACACAUGGAAUAUGCACAGACAAUGUCAAGAGAAUUCCCAAAUGUUACUUGAAGAUCUUACAUUCCUCAUUAGUUGACACAGUUAAAAUUAUAUACAUGACUGCAACAAUUUAUUGCACCCAAUAAAAGUGAUUAUUUUUGACAAUUAAUCUAUAAAAUCCCCAAUUAUUGUCAGAGAUUUAUUCAAUUACAGACAGCACUCUAAUGGCCUAGCCAAUGUUUUUCUUAUCAGGUCAUCCAGUUUUUGGAAGUCUUCUGUACUUUACUGCAUGAAUCCCUCAGUAAAAUUAAGUUUAUUCAUCAAUGGCUGGCACUGCUAUGCAGUCUAACCUGGACAAAAUUGGAGACUUCCUUCAAGAUGCUCAGUAUCAGUCGCUGAUGGUCAACAGUGCCAGUUAUAAUGUCCGGAUCAUGCGGGAACGGAAGGCAAGAAUGCCUUUCUUGGAUUCCCAAACGGGACUGGCACAGAGUCCUGUACGUCCCAUACUAGCGCGUCACCGCUUGUCCUGCUCACCCUACAUACCCGGCCAGCUGUACCGCUACCCUGCCUCUCCCUGGCGGAGACGACACCGCAGCUACCUUGCCCGCCAGCACCAGCAAUAUCUUCUGAAGAAAGCACAGCAGGAGGCUGAGGCCACCGAGCACGCCAUCAUGACCGCUGAGGCUCCCAGCGCUGCAGGCAAGCCUCAACCAAUAGCCGAGGAUCUUCUCGAGAAGGAGGCAGUUUACUACUACGAUGAAGCAGUCAGUUUCCUAGAAGAUGAUGACGAUGAUAUCGACAAUGACGAGGACGACUUUGAUGAUGAUACUUAUGGCAUCCGUUCAACUAAGAAGAAAAAGUCAACCAAACUUCCUAAGAAAAGCAAGCAGGCGGGCGUACGAGGCUGCGGUGGGAGCCGCAAGCGGCGGGACGGCGCCGCCGCUGCAGCGGGCGCGGCCACGGCGGCAUGGGACUUACGAGUGCCACGCUGCGGGGCGCGCUACAAGACGCGCCAGGGACUCUCCUACCAUCUCUCCCACACUCACAAAACUGAGCCUGCUGCCUCUCAUCUGCCUCCCGUCACGGGUGCGGAGAUGAACGGAGGCGGUGUCAUGGCGAUCACCCCGGUCUCCAACGUGGACCUCCUAAAGAUGCGGGACGCGGGCGACUCCCUCACCCCCUCCCUGGACGCUGACUCCUCUAGAUCCCUCGACCCUCUGGACCCUGAGACACCUUUCAGGGAGUUCUCGAGUGGUGCGGGUGCCAACAAAGCAGCUCGUAAGGAUCUCGUUAGCGCAGCGCCGGACGCUGUCCUGCCUCCUGCCAAGGCAGCGUCCUCGGAUCCUUCGCUUGCCACGCAGCAGUCGCACGCAAUGAAGGAUUUCGUUGCAACGCCCAACCCAUACUGCGACUUUUGCCUCGGGGACUCCCAGCACAACAAGAAGACGGGCGUCGCUGAGCUGAUGGUGUCGUGCUCGGAUUGUGGGCGCUCAGGGCAUCCCACGUGCCUGCAGUUCACCGCCAAGAUGAUGGAGGCCGUUAAGAACUAUCGCUGGCAGUGCAUUGAGUGCAAGUGCUGUACUCUUUGUGGUACUGCCGAGAACGACGACCAGCUGCUGUUCUGUGACGACUGUGACCGCGGCUAUCACCUGUACUGCGUUCGGCCGCCUCUCGCUGAGCCUCCUGAGGGCGAGUGGGCCUGUCAUCUCUGCCAGCCUCUCAGGGAUAACUGAUUUAUAUUUGUUAUCAGGGACAACUGAUUUAUAUUUCUUAUCGCCGUUUGCCUCUGUGUACCCUCUGAGAUUUAUUGUUUUUUUGGUGUUUCUAAUGAGAUUAGUCACAUCGUCACUGUUUCCAUCGAGAUUAAUAUCUUCGUCAGUGUUUACACUGUUAUUCGUCUGCUUUACAAACGCAUAAUAAAAAAUUCAGUUCAUUUUUAAAGCAUCGUCCGCCAAAGUUUUGCCCUUCUUCUGCCUCAAACAUAAACGAGUAGAUUUUUUUUCUAUUCUUGCAUCGUUCUUUGUUCGCCAAUUUAAGCAUAGUUUACUCGGCAUAUAAAAAGUUGUCCCUCGUUUGCGUCGAUAGAUUGUGAUAGAUUUUCAACAAUUUUUGCUCCUCGCUUUUCAUUCUCGACCAGCGAGAAAAAACAACGAAUGAUUUUCAAACCUUGCUCGCUCCUUUAAAUAUCGGAGUGAUUUCUUAACUCUUCAUGUCGUCUUCCGGGCUUCUGUUGCUGCCUUCAUCCUCCUGUUCCUAUAUCGUAGUUUUCGCUCUGCUUGCUUCUCAAUUUCUAGUUGAAUAAACAUAAAACUUCCUGCAUUUACCUACAAUUUUGCCUUUUUUUGUUACUUUAUUUCAUUUCUAACUUUGUCUCUUCCAUGCAAUAUUACGGCGAGAUUUACUGAUGCGGUCGCACGUAUAUUUAGUGUAGAUUUACGCCACGUUUCUAACAUGUCUUUGGGGAAAAACCUUUUUAAGCAUUGCUUUAUAUCUCUGAUGAAGUAACGGUGAAGCGGCACUAUUGAAGAAAUAUGGCGUCGAGUUCUUGACAGUGCGGGAUAAACCAUUACCGUUACUCUUAGCUGUCAUAGACGUUGCACGAAAUACUAUUCCACUUUUAUCUCUGUAGUAUUUAUUUGUUGUGUUCUUUUCUAUUAUGCGGUAAACCAGGUUAUUUCUGUCAAUCAGCAACGGUGGAUGUUGCUUUAAAUUGAGUUGUGAAUGUCUUAGUAAAGCUGCGCUAGGGGCCUCAGCGAGACAAGUUCCGUGCCAUAAUUACCACAUUAAUAAAGACUGGGAAAACAACUUGACUAUUCUUGUGCAUAGUAAGCUCUGGUUUUGUUGUUAUUUUGUAGAUAGAAAGUCGUUUUCUUCUUUGUUUUCCGGCGUCUCAUAGAGCGCGUUAUUUUGAGGUAAUUAUAGAGAUCUGUUGCGGUGCAUUCGAAGGAUGUUCUAAACUUCAAAUGAAGAGUGCAAUAAUAGACUGUUAAUAAUGUUCUUAUGUUUCAUUUUUAUGCAUAAUUUAUCUGAUGAUGCUGAUUA
Hyalella azteca is the source of this 3101-nucleotide messenger RNA. Its product is annotated as zinc finger protein neuro-d4. The record is from RefSeq and is a predicted model, not a curated record. NCBI's taxonomy places the organism in Eukaryota, Metazoa, Arthropoda, Malacostraca, Amphipoda, Hyalellidae. The transcript has 12 exons. The coding region runs from base 383 to 1792 and encodes 469 amino acids.